GGGGCCUCCGGCGUGGGGCUGUGAGACCGUUUCUGUAGAAUGUCGCUUUGCUGCUUUCGUCCUGGGACUCUGCGCGGCCAGGUCCACACAGACCACUUCUGACCAAGCCAGAGGGCACACCGGAGGCUCAGACCAGAAGGACCUGGUACACACAUUGUUUAUAUUUCAUCGACAGUAUUUACGGAGCCCCGCGACGUGCCAGUGAGGGGAGCACAGCGGUGAACGGGCCAGGCACAGCCCCUGUCCUCGGGCCUGCGGGCAGUGAGGGACGCAGACCCUGAGCAGCACGCCCAGUGGAAGAGGGUCCCAGGCAAGUGUGGGUCCGGCAGAGAGCUUCACCGAGUCAGGGGCCGGGGAGGAGUCCCAGAGGGACUGACAUUUAAUCUGAGUUGAGAAUCAUGGCUGCAGGAAAAUUUGCAAGCCUUCCCAGAAACAUGCCGGUGAAUCACCAGUUCCCCCUGGCCUCGUCCAUGGACCUUCUGAGCAGCAAGUCACCUCUUGUUGAGCAUCGCACAGAUGCCUAUCAAGACGUGUCCAUACAUGGCACCCUUCCACGGAAGAAGAAGGGCCCUCCUCCCAUAAGGUCCUGUGAUGACUUCAGUCACGUGGGUACCCUCCCCCAUGCCAAGUCCCCACUGCAGAGCUCACCUCUGAGCCAGGGCGUCGUCCAGGAGCACCCUCUGCAAGACUGGAGAGGCGAAACCUUCAACUUCAGGGACCAGCCUCUUCUGGACCCAACUCUGGAAUAUGUGAAGUUCUCCAAGGAGAGGCACGUCAUGGACAGGACGCCCGAGAGGCUGAAGAAGGAGCUGGAGGAGGAGCUGCUGCUGAGCAGCGAGGACCUGCGCAGCCACGCCUGGUACCACGGCCGCAUCCCCCGCCAGGUGUCGGAGGGCCUCGUGCGGCGGGACGGCGACUUCCUGGUUCGGGACUCCCUGUCCAGCCCCGGAAACUUGGUCCUGACCUGCCAGUGGAGGAGCCUGCCCCAGCACUUCAGGAUCCGCCGCUCGGUGCUGCGGCUGAGCGAGGCCUGCCGCCGCGUGCAGUACCAGUUCGAGGCGGAGCGCUUCGACUCCGUGCCCGACCUGGUGCGCUGCUACGUGGGCAGCCGGCGGCCCGUGUCCCGGCAGAGCGGCGCCGUCAUCUUCCAGCCCGUCAACCGGACGCUGCCGCUGCGCUGCCUGGAGGCGCGCUACGGCCCGGCCCCGGAGGGCGGCCUCGCCGAGGGAAGGCCGGCCGCGGCCAGGAGGCUGAGCCUCACCGCGGGCGGCCCCCAGGCCCGAGAGCAGGGCUUCCCCCGCGGCAACCUCCUCAGAAAUAAAGAGAAGAGUGGUAGCCAGCCAGCCUGCCUGGAUCACAUGCAGGACCGAAGAGCUUUGUCCCUCAAAGCCCACCAGUCGGAAAGUUACCUGCCAAUUGGUGGUAAACUGCCCCCUCAGUCCCUGGGUGUGGACACAAACCCCUGCCCCAACUCACCGGUUUUCAGGACGGGCAGCGAGCCCACCCUGAGCCCGGCGGUGGUUCGGAGGGUCUCCUCGGACGCUAGGGUGGGGGAGGCACUGAGGGGCUCAGACAGCCAGCUAUGCCCCAAGCCGCCCCCCAAGCCCUGCAAGGCACCCCUCCUCAAGGCUCCCUCGUCUCCCUCCACCUGGCUCAACUCAGAGGCCAACUACUGCGAACUGAACCCAGCCUUGGCCGCCGGCAGCGACAGGGCGCCGGGGCCGCCCGUCUGUGCCCAGGACAGCUACGUGGAGCUGCUGACAGCCAAGCAGAACGGGCCACAGGGUGCCCGGAACUCUGGCACCAGCUACUCGAUCCUUGACGACGAUGGCGGGGCAGGGCCUUGGGGGCCACUGCCGGCACCGGGGCACAAGGGGCAGGAGGACCAGGGCACGUUCGUGAUGCCCCUCCUGGAGACUGCCUCCUCGUUCAAGCCCAAUGACUUCGCGUCGAAACUCCUUCCCCCUGAGAACAAGCCCCUGGAAAUGGCCAUGCUGAAGCGCGCGAAAGAACUGUUCACCACCCAGGACCCCAGGGUCAUCGCGCAGUACGUGCUGAGCGUGGACUGCAAGGUCGUGAGGAUACUUGACGUGUCUGAAGAGAUGAGGAAGAGCAUGGGCGUGAGCUCAGGGCUGGAGCUCAUCACCUUGCCGUACGGCCACCAGCUGCGCCUGGACAUCAUUGAAAGACACAACACGAUGGCCAUCGGCAUUGCAGUGGACAUUCUGGGCUGCACGGGCACUUUGGAGGACAGAGCAGCCACCCUCAACAGGAUCGUCCAGGUGGCGGUGGAGCUGAAGGACUCCAUGGGGGACCUCUACUCUUUCUCAGCCAUCAUGAAGGCCUUGGAAAUGCCGCAGAUCAGGAGGUUAGAAAAAACGUGGACUGCCCUGCGGCACCAGUACACCCAAACCGCCAUCCUCUACGAGAAACAGCUGAAGCCUUUCAGCAAAAUUCUGCACGAAGGCAGAGAGUCCACGUGUACACCCCCAAACAACGUAUCAGUCCCCCUGCUGAUGCCUCUUGUGACCUUAAUGGAGCGCGAGGCUGUCGCUUUUGAAGGAACUGACAUGUGGGAAAAAAACGAUGAAAGCUGUGAGAUUAUGCUGAACCACUUGACAACAGCCCGACUCAUGGCGGAAGCUGCAGACGGCUACCGGAGGAACGCUGAGAGGGUCCUGGCAGGUUUUCAACCAGAUGAAGAAAUGAGUGAAAUCUUCAAGACUGAAUUUCAAAUGAGAUUGCUAUGGGGCAGCAAAGGUGCACAAGUCAAUCAGACAGAGAGAUAUGAGAAAUUCAACCAGAUUUUAACUGCCCUCUCACGGAAACUGGAGCCGCCUCCUUUAAAGCAGCCAGAGCUUUCGUGACUCUCCAGAAAAACUUAGGGUGUAAUUUCAAACUUGUCCAGUUUCUUCUUUGGGAAAGCUUAUCAUUCGAUGAAGUACUAAUGUGCAAAUCUGACAAUAUUACAAGCUUUUAGUGCCCACAGGAUAUUAAACAUUGAACAGAGCACAGAGCACACUUAUUUAUACAUUGUUUACAAUUACUACUGAUUUUAAAACAAAUGAUAAUUUAUUAAGGUAACUAUUGCUAAUUUUGAUCAGCUAACUUAAGAGAAGGCCUAGCUAUGCUGGCUGGUUGCUUUCUAUUACCAAGUUAUUUGACCAUUUUAGUUUUAAUUCCAUGUCAGAUAAGUGUAAAUAGAAAAGAGUUUAAAAGCAUAAAACAUUUCAGAAGAUAUCAGUUGUAUGAUAUUCUUUAACUAAAUACGAAAAAUGUAAAUAGUCAUAUGAAAAUAUAUCUUUUUGUGAAACAACUGUA
This is a messenger RNA of Vicugna pacos (alpaca), 3321 nucleotides long. Lineage: Eukaryota; Metazoa; Chordata; Mammalia; Artiodactyla; Camelidae. The record is from RefSeq and is a predicted model, not a curated record.